AUGUGUCAUACCGAGUACUUGUCGACUCUGUAUGAAGCAGGGGGUUUGCUCGGGGCCCUGCAGUUCAUUGGAGAUCCUGCCGUCAGGAGAGUCCUCAGAGUGGACAACACAUCCACGGCCUGUACCGGGGGCUUCCGCACGUAUCUGCCGGGGUAUGGCCUAGCGGACCGCGGCCCUGAGAAGGCUCCGUACAGUGAGACCCCCCCCUCGUAUGGAUAUGAUCUGGAGCCUCGCAGCGACCCCCCCUCUCUCCCUGGCUCUCCCCCCUCCUCACCUCGACUCCGAUCAAAGAGCAGAAGCAGUCGAGACACCCAGUCCUCCGGCUCUCUGGAGUCCACGCUGUCGGUGGAGAUGGAUCAGGAGAAGGGGCUGGAGAUGAGGAAGUGGGUUCUGUCAGGAAUCCUGGCCAGUGAGGAGACAUAUCUGGGCCAUCUGGAGGCCCUACUGAUACCCAUGAAGCCUCUGAGAGCUGCAGCCACGACGUCCCAGCCGAUGCUGACCAUCCAGCAGAUAGAGACCAUCUUCUUCAAAGUGCCCGAGCUUCAUGAGAUCCACAAAGACUUCUUCGACGCGCUGCUGCCCCGCGUGCAGGACUGGAGCCACCAGCAUUGUGUGGGCGACCUCUUCCAGAAACUGGCGAGUCAGCUGGGAGUUUAUCGGGCCUUUGUGGAUAACUAUAAGGUCGCUGUGGAGACGGCGGACAAAUGCUGCCAGGCGAACGCUCAGUUUGCACAGAUAUCUGAGAAUCUCAAGGUCAAAAGCACAAAGGACUGCAAAGACCAGGCGGCUAAAAACUCACUGGAAAGUGAAACACACCGUCAGCUGCUGAGGGAUCGCUUCAUGGUGGAGCUGGUGGAGGGAUCCAGGAAGCUGCGUCACGUCUUCCUGUUCACGGACCUGCUGCUCUGCACCAAGCUGAAGAAGCAGGCCGCAGGCAAAGGGCAGCAGUACGACUGUAAGUGGUUCAUCCCGCUGGCCGACCUGACCUUCCAGAACAUCGAGGACUGCGAGUCCACGCCCGUCCCGCUGCUGCCGGAGGACGAGAUCGACGCCAUGAAGAUCAGAAUCUCACAGAUCAAGAACGACAUCCAGAGAGAGAAGAGGACCACCAAAGGAGUGAAGGUGAUGGAGCGCCUGAGGAAGAAGCUGUCGGAGCAGGAGUCUCUGCUGCUCCUCAUGUCGCCCACCAUGGCCUUCAGAGUGGCCAGCAGAAACGGAAAGGGUUUCAUGUUCCUCAUCUCCUCGGACUACGAGCGAGCCGAGUGGAGGGAGAUCGUCCGAGAGCAGCAGAAGAAGUGUUUUAAGAGCUUCUCCCUGACCUCUCUGGAGCUGCAGAUGCUCACCAACUCGUGUGUGAAGCUGCAGACGGUGCACUCCAUCCCAAUGACCAUGAAUAAAGAAGAUGAUGAAUCUUCCGGUUUGUACGGCUUCCUGAACGUCAUCGUGCACUCUGCAUCGGGGCUGAAACAGAGCUUGAGUGGUGCUGCUGCAGUCGGAUACGAUGGGUCUGCCGGGAGGAACUUCAAAGGGAAUGGUCCAGGUGGAAGGGUCUUUAUGGAUCUUUGGGAGUAG
Molecule: messenger RNA, 1572 nt
Organism: Notothenia coriiceps (black rockcod)
Lineage: Eukaryota; Metazoa; Chordata; Actinopteri; Perciformes; Nototheniidae
Product: breakpoint cluster region protein-like
Exons: 15
Coding region: 1-1572 (523 amino acids)
Biological process (GO): positive regulation of GTPase activity
Cellular component (GO): membrane
Molecular function (GO): guanyl-nucleotide exchange factor activity; GTPase activator activity
Source: RefSeq, a predicted model, not a curated record